This is a messenger RNA of Panicum virgatum (switchgrass), 1389 nucleotides long. RefSeq lists its product as uncharacterized. The transcript has a single exon. The record is from RefSeq and is a predicted model, not a curated record. Bases 146 to 754 code for a protein of 202 amino acids. Lineage: Eukaryota; Viridiplantae; Streptophyta; Magnoliopsida; Poales; Poaceae.
CGACACCAAUAACCCAAGUCAGAACUGAGACACCAAACCGGCCUUCCUCUGAUUCCCCACACCUCAUCUCCCCUUUCCUCUAGUCGUCGCCGUCCUUCACAGCACACUUCGGCGGCCAUCUCCCCGGCGGAGGAGGCGGCCGGAGAUGGACGACGUCAGCGGUGGCGCGCCGGGGGCGGGCUCCAAGAAUAAGAAGCCGCGGCACCUGGCCCGGUCGCUCACCUACCACCACCACCCGUACCAGGGGCGCCACCUGCCGCCGACGACGCCGCCGUCGCCGGCGCCAAACCCGCAGCGCCCGCGGUCGGUGGUCCUCUACACGACGUCGCUCCGCGGCGUGCGCCGCACGUUCGCGGACUGCUGCGCGGUGCGCGCCGCGCUGCGGGGGCUCCGCGUCGCCGUGGACGAGCGCGACGUCUCCAUGGACGCCGCGCUCCGGCGGGAGCUCCAGGGGAUCCUCGCCGCGCGUGGACGCGGCUUCUCGCUCCCGCAGCUCCUCGUCGGGGGCGUGCUCGUCGGCGGCGCCGAGGAGGUCCGCCGCCUGCACGAGUCCGGCGAGCUCCGCCGUGUCCUCGAGGGCGCCCCCGGCCAGGACCCGGCCUUCGUCUGCGGCGCCUGCGGGGGCUUCCGGUUUGUGCCCUGCAGCGCCUGCGACGGUUCCCGCAAGGUGUUCGUAGAGGAAGAGGGGCUCGCCCGCCGCUGCAUUGAGUGCAACGAGAACGGAUUGGUACGCUGCCCCAAUUGCUGUUCUUGAUCGCUCAGUAGAUGAACCUACCAUUUUAACAUAUGCAAACCAAAGAAUUCGAGAUGCAGAGAGAAACAAGGAAGGGGGGCUUCCUUGCUUUCUUGGCCUUUGGUAGUUAUGCACACAGUUGGAGAUCGGGUAUGCUGUUAUUGUUUCGUUGGAGAAUGAAUGGUUUCUUGGCCCGGCAUUUGUGAAAUCUGCAGCACGAUGAUCGCACCUGGUGAUUAAGGUGCCAUCUCAAAAUACUAUACAUGUUUGUGUGUAUGAAAUGUAUUGAGAAAUGUUCUUCAUGUAGUAGGACCAUAGGAGAGAUUUAGAGGCUGUACAUAGAGGCAAGAAAGGUGCAGCCUUCCUUGUUUCCUUGGCCCGAUUUAUGCAUUAAACACCUUGUGGUUGUGUACAGUGUUGGAGAUUGGGUGUGGUGAGUGGUUUUAGUGUUUUGAGGAAGAGGACAAUAUGCCAACAGGGUUAUUGACUGUAUAGUUAAAAAAAAAUCUGUCGUGGGGAAUCGCAAUUGGUGAUUAAGGUGCCAUCUCAUGUAUAUUUGUGUGUGUGUGUGUGGAAUGUAUUGAACAUUGAUAUCCAGAGUGGGUUUGGUCGAUGUAAGUAAUGGAGGUUGUGCUAGACAUUGUUCAUUGUCCCCC